AUGGCUUUUACGUCGGAGGCCAUCGUUGCCAGAGGCCCUUUCAGCGAAGGGAAAUGGGCUAUUGAACCGGUAAAUCUUCGAGAGCUUCGUGCAGAUGAGGUUCUUGUUGAGAUUGUUGCCUCUGGCAUCUGCCAUACAGACUUGCACUGCGGCGACACGGCCGAGGACAAAGGAGUUCCUGGCGUGUAUUAUCCCAGGGUUCUUGGGCAUGAAGGCUCCGGCUACGUGGUCCGUGUUGGAAGCAGCGUCACAAAGGUCAAGGCCGGCGAUGCGGUCUUCCUCUCCUUCUCAUACUGUGGAUCGUGCCACGUUUGCAAAACCGGACCGCCAUCUCACUGCACCAACUUUUUCGAAAUCAACUUCAUGGGUGAACCUGUCUUCUCUGACGGAAUCAGCGGUCGCUUUUUUGGCCAGUCUAGUUUAGCCCACCACACUGUUGUGAGCGAUAAGUCCGUUGUCAACGCCAAUGGCCUUGGUCUUACUCGUGACGAGCUGAGGAUACUGGCACCGCUUGGGUGUGGUCUUCAAACCGGCAGCGGAACUGUCGUCAACGUUGCGAAAGCCGGACCCGAGGACUGCAUCACCAUCGCGGGCAUGGGAGGUGUCGGUUUGGCAGCCGUCAUCGCCGCGAAGAACCAAGGGUGCAAGACCAUUAUUGGAAUAGACCGAUUGGAUUCCCGCCUCGAGCUGGCGAAGUCACUUGGCGCAACGCACAUUAUCAACACAACCGGGCUAGAGAUGGCACAAGUCACGGAGAGGAUCAAGGAGGCCGCAGAUGGACUAGGAGCAACCAUCUGUAUCGACACAAGUGCCUACCCGCCACUUCUUAAUGCCCAGAUCCAAGGAACACGGUACAUGGGCAAGAUCAUUCAGGUUGGAACGGGUAUGCCGGAGGCUCAUCUCGAGCUUCAUAUGCAGAGUUUCAUGGUCAGCGGGAAGCAGUAUUUUGGGGCUAUCCAGGGACACGUCAACACGACGGAAUACAUUCCUCAAAUGGUUCGGUGGUGGAGAGACGGAAAGUUUCCUGUUGAGAAGCUUAUAAAGGUUUUCCAGUCUGGCGAUUUUGGAUCGGCUGUAAAAGCUAUGAAACGCGGCGAUGUGGUUAAGCCCAUAAUUGCAUGGUCAUGA
Molecule: messenger RNA, 1128 nt
Organism: Colletotrichum graminicola M1.001
Lineage: Eukaryota; Fungi; Ascomycota; Sordariomycetes; Glomerellales; Glomerellaceae
Product: zinc-binding dehydrogenase
Exons: 2
Coding region: 1-1128 (375 amino acids)
Molecular function (GO): zinc ion binding; oxidoreductase activity
Source: RefSeq, a predicted model, not a curated record